Molecule: messenger RNA, 333 nt
Organism: Cooperia oncophora
Lineage: Eukaryota; Metazoa; Nematoda; Chromadorea; Rhabditida; Trichostrongylidae
Source: the annotation of a GenBank genome assembly
AUGUCCGAAGAUCAUAACCGUUUCAGCCGAAGUCGUUCACUCCAUGUAAAAGGCCGUUUUACAGGCACAAGUUUGGGAGUUACAUGUGCACCUGUACCACCAAAAUACAGCACGGUCCCCUUCGCCUUUAUUCCUCCAAACGAGUGGCAGAAAAGAAUAAAAGAUUUCCGAAGUAGAAUAGGAUGCUCACCAGAGAGAAUAAAUCAAACUUCGGAGAUAUCGGAGUUGUUCAUCUGCAAUGAACGGUGCAUUCAAGGUGGAAUCGGCUAUGUUCCAAGUCUUAUUAUGCUUUUAUCAUUUUCAGUAGCAUUCAUCAAAAACUGCUUGAUGUGA